This is a messenger RNA of Eremothecium gossypii ATCC 10895, 465 nucleotides long. RefSeq names its product Ump1p (gene UMP1). Lineage: Eukaryota; Fungi; Ascomycota; Saccharomycetes; Saccharomycetales; Saccharomycetaceae. The record is from RefSeq and is marked provisional. The coding region runs from base 1 to 465 and encodes 154 amino acids. Gene Ontology annotation, biological process: proteasome assembly. Gene Ontology annotation, cellular component: nucleus; cytoplasm. The transcript has a single exon.
AUGUGCAGUGGCGAAACAACGAUCGCUUCUGCAACACCCACGCAAACAGCCAUGAAUAUCGUGCCGCCCAGCAACCGCAGGUCCGCGCUCGCCGCUGGCGAUGCGACAGCCGCCUCUGCUGCGCCUGCGCUGCCCGACGUGCUGCGCGAGCAGCGCGCUGCGCGCCCGCUCGCCGCCGAGCUGGCGGACCGCCACCCCCUGGAGUCGCGCCUCCGUGACUGGGACGCGUGCGCCCAGCGCACGCGCUUGGAACAGUACCGGCGCAUCUUUGGCGCGGCCGAGCCGGUGCGCCGCACCAUGGAGCUCGCCCUCGUCAGCGAUGCCGAGUUCGCGCCACUGGGUGCCGCUGCGCUCCACCUGGACGUGCUGAACAACACAGAGGCAUCGCUCGACUGGCACGACGUGUACCCUGACGAGCAGCAGCCGGAUGUACACGCAGCCAUUGAGAGAAGCCUGCGCUUGUGA